Caenorhabditis elegans is the source of this 716-nucleotide messenger RNA. It is a transcript of the gene F55A12.6, whose product is annotated as Prion-like-(Q/N-rich)-domain-bearing protein. NCBI's taxonomy places the organism in Eukaryota, Metazoa, Nematoda, Chromadorea, Rhabditida, Rhabditidae. The transcript is spliced from 4 exons. The coding region runs from base 1 to 645 and encodes 214 amino acids. The record is from RefSeq and is marked reviewed.
AUGAUAAAUCACAACACGAUGAGUAAGAAUAUUUUAUUGUGUCUACUCGCUAUUUUUGCAGUUUACUUUGUUGUUGAACUUAAUGCUUUGCAAGAGGAUGGCAAUAUUCAGUAUAACAAUGUUAAAGUUACACAUGUACGUGGUAACGGGUAUAACGCAAAUCGAAAAGGAAUUUCUGUAUCUUCGCUCCAACCAGUAUCUAAUCAAUCCAAAAAUAGAACUGUCGUCCGAGGAAGAGCACGUGCCGCAGGAGUUCUUGGAUUACUUUUUGGAAAUAGACAACAAAUAGGAUAUAACAAUGUUUACGGUAAUGGGUACUACGGUAAUGGAUACAAUAAUGGAUAUUAUGGUAAUGGAUACUACGGUAAUGGUUACGGUAAUGGAUAUGGUAAUGGCUAUUACAAUCAAUAUAAUGGAGGAUAUGGUGGCAACGGCUACUACAACCAAUAUUACAAUGGAAAUAACUAUUAUGGAGGAAAUAGAGGAUAUUACAACUAUAACCAAGGUCAAAGUUACUGUAGAGUUGCACAAUUUGUGGAUUAUGUUGGCUCAACGCCUCGUUACUACUGUGAUUGCCCGCCAUAUGCACCAAAUUAUCAAUGGAAUCAGUGUUCUCCAAUGUCUGGUUACUACGGAAAGAAAUGAUUUUAAAAAAUUGAUUCUAAUUGAAGAAUGCAGAUAUAACUAGAAUGAAGUAACAAUAAACCUUUUCCUAU